Colletotrichum lupini is the source of this 1164-nucleotide messenger RNA. RefSeq names its product 3-deoxy-7-phosphoheptulonate synthase. The record is from RefSeq and is a predicted model, not a curated record. The coding region runs from base 1 to 1164 and encodes 387 amino acids. The transcript is spliced from 4 exons. Gene Ontology annotation, molecular function: 3-deoxy-7-phosphoheptulonate synthase activity. NCBI's taxonomy places the organism in Eukaryota, Fungi, Ascomycota, Sordariomycetes, Glomerellales, Glomerellaceae. Gene Ontology annotation, biological process: aromatic amino acid biosynthetic process. Gene Ontology annotation, cellular component: cytoplasm.
AUGUCUGUAAGUCAGCUCUCGCGACCCCCCGGCCACCGCGCGCAAAGCUUCUUCAUCGAGAACAAAAAUGUUGGCAACAAGGCCGAGAGCGAAGAUUGGAGAAUUCGCGGCUACAACCCGCUGACGUCGCCCGAUCUGCUCCAGCAUGAGAUUGCCCAAACCCCCAAGUCGAAGCAAACAGUGAUCGAGGGCCGUGACGAGUCCGUCGCUAUCGUCAAUGGAACCGACAAGAAGGAGAGACUACUGGUCAUCAUUGGCCCUUGCUCCAUCCACGACCCCAAAGCUGCUCUCGAGUACUGCGACAUGUUGCUACAAGAGAAGGAGAAGCACAAGGACGAGCUCCUCAUCGUGAUGCGCUCCUACCUCGAGAAGCCCCGCACGACAGUCGGAUGGAAGGGGUUGAUCAACGACCCGGAUAUCGACAACAGCUUCAAGAUCAACAAGGGUCUGCGCCUGUCGAGACAGCUCUUCGUCGACCUCACCGACAAGGGCAUGCCCAUUGCCAGCGAGAUGCUCGAUACCAUUUCGCCCCAGUUCCUUGCCGAUCUGCUGUCCGUCGGCGCUGUUGGCGCGAGAACCACCGAGAGUCAGCUGCACCGAGAGCUUGCGAGCGGUCUCAGUUUCCCCGUUGGAUUCAAGAACGGCACUGACGGCUCGCUCGGCGUCUCCAUUGAUGCCAUUGGCGCCGUCAGACACCCUCACCACUUCCUUUCUGUUACCAAGCCCGGUGUCGUGGCCGUCGUCGGUACCCUGGGCAACGAGGACUGCUUCACGAUUCUCAGAGGUGGUACUCGUGGCACCAACUACGAUGCCAAGAGCAUUGCUGAGGCUAAGGCUGCCCUGGAGAAGGCCGGUCUUCCCCAAAGACUCAUGGUCGAUUGCUCCCACGGCAACUCUCUGAAGAACCACAAGAACCAGCCCAAGGUUGCUGCAGACCUCGCUGGCCAGAUUGCCGGCGGCGAGACUGGCAUCAUGGGUGUCAUGAUUGAGAGCAACAUCAACGAGGGCAACCAAAAGGUGCCGAAGGAGGGCAAAGAGGGCCUGAAGUACGGAGUCAGCAUCACAGACGCAUGCAUCCACUGGGAUGACACCAUCUCUGUGCUCGACCAACUGGCCAACGCAGUGAAGCAGCGCCGCGAAGUCAUCAGCAAGAAUGGUGCUUGA